CGCGAGGCCCAGUGGAGAGGAAGAAGAAAAGCGAGCAAGAUGGCGCUGACCAGUUUUUUACCAGCACCAACUCAGCUAUCUCAGGACCAGUUAGAAUUGGAAGAACGGGCACGAUCCCAAAGGGUGAGACAGACUGCAUUGGUAUCAUCACGAAGGGAGCCUCCCCCUUACGGUUAUCGAAAAGGAUGGAUACCGCGAAUGCUGGAGGAUUUUGGAGAUGGGGGCGCUUUCCCGGAAAUCCAUGUUGCUCAGUAUCCCCUGGAUAUGGGCCGAAAGAAGAAAAUGUCCAAUGCAUUAGCUGUUCAAGUGGAUGCGGAAGGAAAAAUAAAAUACGAUGCUAUAGCUCGGCAGGGACAGUCAAAAGACAAGGUCAUUUACAGCAAAUACACAGACCUUGUUCCAAAGGAAGUUAUGAACGUUGAUGACCCUGAGUUGCAAAGGCCUGAUGAGGAAGCCGUCAGAGAGCUCACAGAAAAGACUCGAUCAGCCUUGGAAAAAUCUGUCUCCCAGAAAAUUGCAGCAGCCAUGCCAGUCCGCGCAGCUGAUAAACUAGCUCCAGCUCAGUACAUCCGGUACACGCCAUCACAACAGGGUGUGGCCUUCAACUCUGGUGCAAAGCAGAGAGUUAUUAGAAUGGUGGAAAUGCAGAAGGAUCCCAUGGAACCACCAAGAUUCAAGAUUAACAAGAAAAUCCCUCGUGGACCACCGUCUCCUCCAGCACCUGUAAUGCACUCUCCCAGCAGAAAGAUGACUGUGAAGGAGCAACAAGAAUGGAAGAUCCCUCCCUGUAUUUCAAACUGGAAAAAUGCAAAGGGUUACACCAUUCCACUAGACAAACGUCUGGCUGCAGAUGGCAGAGGACUGCAGACUGUUCACAUUAAUGAAAACUUUGCCAAGUUGGCUGAGGCUCUCUACAUUGCUGACAGAAAGGCUCGUGAAGCUGUGGAGAUGAGAGCCCAGGUGGAAAGGAAGAUGGCCCAGAAAGAAAAAGAGAAACACGAAGAGAAACUCCGUGAAAUGGCCCAGAAAGCCAGGGAGCGAAGAGCUGGAAUAAAAACUCAUGUGGAGAAAGAGGAUGGAGAAGCUGGAGAACGUGAUGAAAUCAGACACGACAGGCGGAAAGAUAGACAACAUGACCGGAAUCUUUCCAGAGCAGCCCCUGACAAGAGAUCAAAGUUGCAAAGGAAUGAAAACAGAGAUAUUAGUGAAGUUAUUGCCUUGGGUGUUCCUAAUCCUCGGACAUCCAAUGAGGUCCAAUAUGAUCAGAGGCUCUUCAACCAGAGCAAGGGUAUGGACAGUGGCUUUGCUGGAGGAGAAGAUGAAAUUUACAAUGUCUAUGAUCAGCCUUGGAGAAGUGGUAAAGACAUGGCUCAGAAUAUCUACAGACCCAGUAAAAAUGUAGAUAAGGACAUGUAUGGUGAUGAUUUGGAGGCACGAAUAAAAUCUACAAACAGGUUUGUUCCUGACAAAGAAUUUUCUGGCUCAGACCGCAGACAAAGAGGUAGAGAAGGACCAGUUCAGUUUGAGGAAGAUCCUUUUGGCCUGGACAAAUUCUUGGAGGAAGCCAAACAGCAUGGGGGUUCGAAAAGGCCUUCUGACAGCAGCCGUCCUAAAGAACAUGAGCAUGAAGGCAAGAAGAGAAGGAAAGAGUAAGGAUUUGUCCUUCUGGAUAAUGAAACUGGAUUUAAAAUUA
Molecule: messenger RNA, 1693 nt
Organism: Heteronotia binoei (common prickly gecko)
Lineage: Eukaryota; Metazoa; Chordata; Lepidosauria; Squamata; Gekkonidae
Product: SNW domain-containing protein 1-like
Exons: 1
Coding region: 40-1653 (537 amino acids)
Biological process (GO): mRNA splicing, via spliceosome
Cellular component (GO): spliceosomal complex
Source: RefSeq, a predicted model, not a curated record